AUGGCCUCAUUCACGAGUCUCUUCUCUGCAGCCGUCCGAUUCUUACCAUUUACUCCCUGUAAUCACGCGCCAGGAUACGACAAUCUGGCCGGCUGCAGUAAUCCCUCUCUCUCUUGCCCCUCGCCUGUGCCCGCCAAUCCUGACACCUGCUGUCUCAAUCACCCUUCUGGCCACUUUCUCCUGACACAGUUUUGGGAUGCCUCGCCCGCAUUGGGGUCUCCGGAGAACUGGACCAUUCAUGGUCUCUGGCCAGACUAUUGCGCCGGAGGUUUCGACCAGUUCUGCGACUCCGAUCGACAGUAUUCCAAUAUACGAGACAUGCUCUCGUCCUCAGAACAUCUGCUGUCAUUCAUGAGCUCGCAUUGGCUUUCCCUCAACGGAAACAACAAUCACUUGUGGGCACACGAGUGGAACAAGCACGGAACAUGUAUUUCUACUCUCGAGCCCACCUGCUAUCCCUCGUCUGAAGAUGGCCUCGAGGCGGUAACUUCUUACUUCACUCAUGCGGCCAAUUUGUAUUCGACUCUCAAUACUUAUGCAACUCUAGCAGCUGCCGAGAUCGUGCCCUCGCGUCACAAAACAUACACUCUUGAUCAGCUGCAAGGCGCCAUUGCAGCUUCCCAUGGCCAUCCCAUCACGUUUCGCUGUCGAGGCUCGGAACUGCAGGAGGUCUGGUACCAUUACGCUGUCCGUGGCCCGUUGAGGCAUGCACGGCCAUUCAAUGAAUCCCUCGCAGCCCAGUCGUCUACCAACCAGAUAUUUCGGCCCGUGGAGCCGGAUAUAGCCAAGUCCAAUUGUCCAAGACGUGGCAUCAGGUACUUGCCCAAAGACCAGGACAAGCCAGCUCCAACGCAAUCACAUCCUAGCCAUACAUCCACGUCCACUUCUAAACCCACCGCUCCGGCCACACCUUUCUCCGGUCGCGGCCACCUCAUGGUACAUCCGCUAUCCAGUUCAGACUCGAAUACUAGGCACAACUCCGAGCAAAAACCUCUCGCCCCAUCUUCUGACACCAAAGGCUGUCUCAUCCGUGGCGGUCUGUGGUAUGCCAGCGGCGGCUGCGCAACUUACAUUGCCAAAUCCGAUCCACCUCAUUUUCCCCAACUCGAGGAUGAUGAAGAUCAUCACCUCUUCACGCUUUCAUCUCUAUAUGCCCCUUGUGCAGUGAUGCCCGCUACAUCUCCUGCGCAUGGCGGACAAUUCAUGUGCGAAAAGGACCUCGGCAUCCAGACCAUCUUCGAGGCACUGAAUGUUACUCACGGGCAAGGAUCAGCGGAGACAAGAGAGGUUUUGGCAUGGACCGGUAAGACGGUCUUCUAUGCCGACAAAUUCCCAGGACGCUUUGAGAAGGUGGAGCUCUUCGUCGAUGACGAUAGCGGCAAGAGGGAGGUCGAGGUGGAAAUCGAAUGGCAGAGUGCUUGA
Cyphellophora europaea CBS 101466 is the source of this 1422-nucleotide messenger RNA. RefSeq lists its product as uncharacterized. Gene Ontology annotation, biological process: RNA catabolic process. NCBI's taxonomy places the organism in Eukaryota, Fungi, Ascomycota, Eurotiomycetes, Chaetothyriales, Cyphellophoraceae. The record is from RefSeq and is a predicted model, not a curated record. Gene Ontology annotation, cellular component: extracellular region. The transcript has a single exon. Bases 1 to 1422 code for a protein of 473 amino acids. Gene Ontology annotation, molecular function: RNA binding; ribonuclease T2 activity.